Molecule: messenger RNA, 672 nt
Organism: Linum tenue
Lineage: Eukaryota; Viridiplantae; Streptophyta; Magnoliopsida; Malpighiales; Linaceae
Source: the annotation of a GenBank genome assembly
AUGAUAGUGACGGGGUUGAUUGGCAGCGACGACGACGGCGAAACUGCAUCCGAAUUCAACGAACCUGCAUCAAGGAGCGAUGGCAACGCUGUGAGAAGAAAGAGAUUGGGGGUUUCAACUUUCCUCUUCCGCGAUCGUGAACUAUGCUCUUCCGCGGUCACUGGAGGGAAUAAUUGGAGCAAGAUUCAGAGCUACUUGAUUGAGGGCAAAGUCUGCUCCAAGUUCAACGAGACUUGCCUUUCCGAUACCGUCGAGCAGUUCUACACCGAGCAAUUGUCCGCUCUUCAGAAAACCAAAUUCUACAGCAGUCAGAGCCGGAUCUGCUUCCCCGCCCUUCCCCUCAAUUACCAAAGAGGAACCAAAUCGACGGCGCCUGGAAUCAAAUUCGUAAACACAACGAAACCCUUUCCGGAAAAGGAGCCAAAAGGAAAGGAAGCAAGUAGCUUGAGAAUUCAAUGUGGGAGCAGAGACGGAGGACAAAAUCCUUGGGCGCAAAAUGGUGGUGCGGGGAGGGUUGAUGCUUCCGACCGCCGGGGUAAUUACUCAGUGGAGACCCUGAUUCAGGAGGGGGUUCUGGUCGUGGUUGUCGCGUUUGACAAGAUGAAGUGGGCGAGAGUCGGGCAGGGAGUAACGACAUCGCCGAGACGGUUGAGGAGGGUCGGAGUGACGUAG